Molecule: messenger RNA, 2152 nt
Organism: Oryzias latipes (Japanese medaka)
Lineage: Eukaryota; Metazoa; Chordata; Actinopteri; Beloniformes; Adrianichthyidae
Gene: rassf6
Product: Ras association domain family member 6
Biological process (GO): signal transduction
Source: RefSeq, a predicted model, not a curated record
UUCCUACAUAAUAUGCAAUGUGUUAAAAACGUAAUUAUUUGUUAGCCAUUUUGUGAGGUGCCAUUUGAACUGGAAAUUCAGGUAUUUCAUCUUUCUGGGAAAGAACUGGGAAAGAGGUAUCAACAGUACUCUAUGGUGUAUUAUAGAUGGAUUCUUCUCAAAGUAAAUGCAAGCAAAGCAAAGCACAACUCAAUAAUGAAAUGAUUAAGAGGUCUUUUCUACCAUUACUAAAUAGUUUAAGGUUUUUAAUCCAACAGCCGAAUUUAGAGACAUCUACAAAUCAUCUAUUUCUGUUGACAGUAUUUUACAAGGAGUUUUUAAAAAAAGAUAGUUUUUUGUAUGUUAUAAAAAGGGGAAUCCUUGUCAUCUUAGUCAAAAGGUAAAGGAGAGGCCGCAGAAAAUGGAUUAAAGGAAAAGGAACGUGCAGAGCAGCAUGGAAUUCCAGCAGCUGCAGUGCAGUCGCAGGAUUUUGAAGAAUAAACAAAUGGUGGGGUCUGUGCUGUCAUCACUGGUUACUGGGUGGAGUACUGUUAUUAAAUCUCUUUGAGACAAGCAGGAAGAAAAAGGAAACUGAAAGAGAGGCAGCACAGAGAGGAGGGAUAAAUAUAACUCAAAAACUUCAGAGGGACGAACACGUUAUAUUUAAAUACCGGAAGGACAAAGAGACAAAAACUAGGAAAGCGGAUAACAAAGGGAGCUCCAUAACAGCAUGUAAGAUGAGAAGCGAUUCAAUAAUGAAUGAAGCUGUUCUUCUUCCAGUGAUCCAAAUAGGAGCUGGAAAGAGUUUGUCCAGAGCAGAGUUUCUGUCACUGCUGAACACAUACAACUGCUUUUUGAAGGACCAGACCCAACUUCACCUCACCUACACUCAGGCAGAAGAUAAACAGGUGAUUGUGGAAGGUUUUUUGAAUAUCUCCUGGGGAGUAAGGAGACCCAUCCGGCUGAAAAUACAGGAUGAAAAACAAAUCCCCCAGAAUUCACCUGACCCCACCAGUCCAGUCAGCCCAUUAGGGAGCAAGAGCAGUAUCUCUCGAUGGGGAGAAUACAUUGAUCUUCACCAGAUAGAUGAGAUCUCUGAAACAGCACAUGAAACUGUGAUGAAGGAUCCCACACCAGGCUCUGUUCCUUAUGAGAGUGCUACCCUGCGUCCUACAAGACGCAAGAAUCAAGAACUGGAGUUGGAGUCUAACCUAUUUCGCUGUAUGAGCGAUGCGUCAUUAGUGAAGAGGAGGAGGCGAAAGGGAAAGUCAGCAGCACAAAGAGAGACUGAAAGACAGCACCGCUUCUCCAUAAACGGACACUUCUAUAACUAUAAAACCUCCAUCUUCACACCAUCUUUUGGUACUUCAACUAAAGUGCGAAUCUCCAGCAGGAUGACCACUAACCAAGUCAUUGAGCAGCUUUUAAAUAAGUUCAAGAUAGAGAAUGAUCCAGAGGAGUUUGCUCUGUAUUGCAUUCAUCAGAGUGGAGAGAAGAGGAAGCUGAGCAACAAAGAUCUACCACUGUGGGAGCGGGUUCUGUAUGGGCCCUCUGAUGACAUCAUGAAGAUCUUUCUGAUGGACAUGCAUGAAGAGGAAGUCAGCAAUGAUGUUGCUCAGUAUCUGAACUUGGAGCACUCAAUUCUGGAGCAGGUUCUUCUGCACCUCAAAGAGGAAGAGAACAGAGAAAUACAGAGUGUAAUCAUUAAGUACCAGCACCAGCACAAACAUCUGUCUCAUGUGCUGAGCUCCAAAAUGUCCCCUCACACUGAGACUACUGUGUGAAAGCACCGUCCAGCCAUCCAUCCAUCCAUCCAUUUCUAAACCUUCUUAUUCAUGGUCAUGGGGUUGCUGGAGCCUACAAACCUGCAGUUGGGUGAAGGCGGGUACAUCCUAGGGAGUUUGCCAGUCCAUCAUAGCGCCACACAAUUUGUAGGGCCUGGAAAAAAAACACACAUGCAGAAAGAACUAUGCAAACGACACACCAGGACGGAUUUGAACCAGGACCCUUUCACUGUGAGACAAGAGUGCUAACCACUAUACCACCCUCCAGCCAACGGCACAUUUUUGCAUUUUUUUAUUAAAGAUAAAAUUCUAGGUUUUGAUGUUAAAAAGUCAAGUUUUGUUUUCUUAGAACACAUUCUAUUAAACAUAUGAUGCUUCCAUAUCAAGUC